AUGACCAAGACCGCAGACGCAGCGCAACCAGGAGCAUAUGUGGCAGUCUUGCCCCUCAGAGGCCACGGUCCACCAAAGCCAGAGAACGCUUUGCCAUACCGUGACAAAGCGAUCGACAGCAACGGGCUACGUCUGCUGACCAUCGAGCCGGCCGCAAACGACGACGAUCCUGUCGUCUGUACGCUGGUCGAGACGCGGUUUGGCGACAAGCCCAAGUUCCACGCGCUGUCGUACACAUGGGGCCACAAGGCGCCCGACGACCCGACCAUCAUGCUCAACGGGUUUCCGUUUGUCGUGCGACGCAACCUCUUUGACGCGCUCAUCUUCUUUCGACGCCAAAACCAAGCGGCGGAUGCAGGCCGGCAGUUCUGGAUCGAUGCGAUCUGCAUCAACCAGAGCGACGUCGAGGAGCGCAACCGGCAGGUGCGGAUCAUGGACCAGAUCUACUUCCGGGCGACCGAGGUCGUCGUCUGGCUGGGCAAAGCGUACGAGCGCUUUGAGGUGCCCGUUCGACCGGAAUCGGGCGUGCAGAGCGACGACUGGGAUGGCAUCACCACCGCCACGAAUAACAACACCAACGACCGCGGCGUCGGCACCGCCGUGCACAGCGGCCGAAACGCGUACGGGCGUCAGUGGGAGCUCUGCGGGCAGUUGCAGGUGGACCCGUACUGGGAGCGCGUCUGGAUCUUGCAAGAGAUUACCAAGGCAUGGACGCUGCACGUCCACUUUGGCCGGCGGUCGUCGUAUACGUGGGACGAGUUUCUCGUCUUUUUGCGCAGCAACACCCGGCGGGAGGACGCCCGCGCCGGGCAGCAGUCCGGCCCCCUGUGGCUGCACGAGAGCCUGCGCGCCAAGGACCAGCGGGGCGCGCACACGCUGAUCGAGCUGCUGCACGACCACCGGUUGGCCAAGUGCGCCGAUCGGCACGACAAGGUGUACGGGCUCCUGGGCAUGGCGACGAACGGCAGUGGGUUCCCCAUCGACUACAACAAGUCGCUGUUUGACGUGUGGGUGGACACCAUGGUCUUUUUGAACGGGAAGCGGCUCUUGACGGCGGAGCACAACGUGGUCUUUGUCGGGCAGCUGGUCCGGGAGAUCCUGCAGGUUGCGGACAGCGAUCUCCACCUGCCGUCCCUUGUCGCCGGCAGCGCACAGCCCGGUGGCGCACAGCCCGGUGGCGCACAGCCCGGUGGCACACAAUCCAGUGGCGGUGCGGCCCAGGCCACAUUCGUCGAGCAGAUUGACGCGCGCGACCGCGUCGACAUGGCGACGGAGAAGCGCCACGUCCUGGACCGGCUGACACGCCCGGCCCCCACGCAUCCCCAGGCCUACCACCACCACGCGACUGUCCUGGGCCAGAUCCUGCUGGUGGGCCCCUCGACCGAAAGCAUCGUGGCCGAGCCGGGCACGCUGUCGCUGUGGACCGGGCUCAUUGACGACCUGUACGACGCAGGCCAAGUCAAGGACGCGCACGUGGAGAGCAACAAUCUCAUCCGCGUGCUUCUCCAUGCGGACGAGGCCCAGAUGGCGGCCGCGUGCGUGUCCGUGCCGUCGACCGUCUUGUUUGCCCCCGAGACAUUCCCGGUGGAAGCCCGUGAGUUUAAGGCAGCAGAUGUGCCCGGAGCAGCCGCGCUGGCGGAGACCGAUAGCACAGAGUCAUCGUCGUCGACGUCGUCGACGUCGUCGUCUGCGGCCCCCAGACUAUACUAUCUCGAGGCCAUCACGGGCGCGACACGCCACAAAAUGGGCGUGGCGGCCGGGCUGGUGAAGGCGGGCGACAUCGUCUGCGAGGUCGGGCCGCAGAGGCUGCUUGUUCGGCUGUUUCACGAGGGCCCGUUGGCCGGCCGGGCGUGCGUAGUUGGCACGGCGCUCACGACGGAGGACGUUUGCCGCGCCAACGCGCACGCGUACUCUGCACAAAACAUGCGCAUCAUCGAUCGGUAUGCCGACAUUUACCUUGGCAAGGAGGCACUGUACGUCAUCUCUGGAUUGGCGAGUCGCCAUCCGGGGUCUGCUUCGGGAACCGUAUAG
Sporothrix schenckii 1099-18 is the source of this 2031-nucleotide messenger RNA. RefSeq lists its product as uncharacterized. The coding region runs from base 1 to 2031 and encodes 676 amino acids. The record is from RefSeq and is a predicted model, not a curated record. The transcript has a single exon. Lineage: Eukaryota; Fungi; Ascomycota; Sordariomycetes; Ophiostomatales; Ophiostomataceae.